AUGUUCACGUAUCCUGUCAUCUGCAAACUCAAAGCUCAGGGCACAAAAAACCUCUUAUGCCACGCACAGAAACCUACGUAUUUCGGGUGUGCGGGGGGUGGGGGUAGACCUGCAAUAGGAGGGAAUGUGUCAUACGUGCGGAGGCUGCGGGGAGAAGAGCUGUCAGGAGAAAGCAGGGGAGGAGGCGGCGGGGAAGGGACGGUUCCGAGCAUAGGAUCACCCCCAAACCCCGCGGCGCUCACGGGCCACCAACCCCGGCUCACCCCUCGGGCCCGCCUGCCCUCGGCUCCCCCCGCAGAAGGGGCUCAGUCCUCCCCGGCCCCCGCCGAGCCGCUCCCAGCCGCCAACGGCCAGCGGAAAUCCCCCACAGCCCUCCCCGGCCCGGCCCGGCCCUGCCCGGGGGCGCAGAGCGGCCCUGCCGGCCCCCGCGGGCUCCCCGAGCAGCCCCUCUGGCAGGGCGCUCCCCCCACGGGCCCCCCCCCAUCACCUUCCCCCCUCCUCCGGGGCCGCGCUUUCACCUUAUCGCCCCCGCGACGUCCCACGCACACGCAGGCCGAGGGCCCCCUGCGGUCCCCGCGGGCCGGGCCCCAACCCCAACCCCGCACCCCCGGGCCGGCAGACAAUGAGCAGCCACAACUCACCAGCAGCGCCGGAGCUCCGUGGGUUCGGGGCGGUUCCUCUCCCCCUUCUCCUUCCCCUCCUCCUCCGCCCAGGAGCGGUAUCCGGCCGCUGGGAGCCGAGCCCCCCCUUUCCCUCGCUGCCCCGAGAGCCGCCGCCUCCGCCGGGCCGCCGGCCGCGCUCCCUCCCCGAGGAAAGUCACUUUAUUCCCCGCUCCAACAUGGCUGCUCCCCCCGCCGCCGCCGCAGCCUUCGCCUUGCCGCGGCUCCCCGCCGCCGCCGGAGAGCGGCCGCAGGCCGAGCUCGGGAGCCGCCCGCCCGGCCGCUGGCGGUGCGGAGAGCGGCGCGGGUGGGCUCGCGUCAGGCGGGCCGGGCUGCGCGGGGAAAAGGGGAGCCGAGCCGGGCUGCGCGUCUCCGCCGCGGGCUGAAGCCUCCGCCCGCUCGCAGCGCGGAGGCUCGCACUGAGACGGCCCCGCCGGCAGCCCCAGCGCAGGAGGGGCCGCGGGGGAGGCCCGGGCGCCGGCGACACCUAGCGGCGCCUUAG
This is a messenger RNA of Chroicocephalus ridibundus (black-headed gull), 1161 nucleotides long. RefSeq names its product basic salivary proline-rich protein 1-like. Bases 1 to 1161 code for a protein of 386 amino acids. The record is from RefSeq and is a predicted model, not a curated record. NCBI's taxonomy places the organism in Eukaryota, Metazoa, Chordata, Aves, Charadriiformes, Laridae. The transcript has a single exon.